Molecule: messenger RNA, 3118 nt
Organism: Podarcis muralis (Common wall lizard)
Lineage: Eukaryota; Metazoa; Chordata; Lepidosauria; Squamata; Lacertidae
Gene: ACHE
Product: acetylcholinesterase (Yt blood group)
Biological process (GO): choline metabolic process; acetylcholine catabolic process
Cellular component (GO): plasma membrane
Molecular function (GO): acetylcholinesterase activity
Source: RefSeq, a predicted model, not a curated record
AUCUUGGUUGCCCCGCUCCCCCACUUCCGCUGUUUAUUUACUUAUCAAGUCUGCAGAUGACACAAAACAGGGAGGGGCUGCAGGCACUUCUGGAGGACGGGAUUAGAAGGAGGCAACGUGAUGAGAGGAGCAACAAAGGAGAGCAGGCCAGGGAGGUGUGACAAUGAGGUUUGGGGAAGACAAACAGAAGCAGCAGAGCCCGGAGAGACGAGGCAGGUGCCCCCCAGGCAGGCUGGCACGAUGCCCGCCUCGCGGCUGCAGCCCCUCUUCCCCCUCCUCCUGGCCUUCCUCGUCGGCUUGGCCCAGGCGGAUGAGCUGCUGGUGGCCACCCAGACCGGGCGGGUGCGUGGCAUCCGUGUGAGGGUGCUGGAUGGCCAGGUCUCGGCCUUCCUGGGCAUCCCCUUUGCAGAGCCCCCCGUGGGCCCACGCCGCUUCCUGCGCCCGGAGCCGGUCAAGCCCUGGAGCCAUGAGCUGGACGCCUCGUCCUACCGGCACGCCUGCUACCAGUUGGUGGACAACACUUACCCUGGCUUCCACGGGACGGAGAUGUGGAACCCCAACCACAACAUGAGCGAGGACUGCCUCUACCUCAACGUCUGGGUGCCCUCUCCCCGCCCCAAAAACGCCACCGUCCUGGUCUGGAUCUACGGAGGCGGCUUCUACAGCGGCUCGUCCUCACUGGACGUCUACGACGGGCGCUUCCUCACCUACACUCAGAACGUGGUCCUAGUCUCCAUCACUUACCGGGUGGGCGCCUUCGGCUUCCUGGCGCUGCUGGGCAGCCAGGAGGCCCCGGGCAACAUGGGCUUGCUGGACCAGCGCCUGGCGCUGCAGUGGGUCCAGAACAACAUCCAGUUCUUCGGGGGCAACCCCAAGGCUGUCACCAUCUUUGGGGAGAGUGCCGGCGGUGCCUCGGUCAGCAUGCACCUCCUCUCGGCCCAGAGCCGGCCCCUUUUCCAACGGGCCAUCCUGCAAAGCGGAACGGCCAAUGCUCCGUGGGCCACCAUCACCCCGGCAGAGAGCCGCCGCCGUGCCACGCUGCUGGGCAAGCAGGUGGGCUGCCACUUCACCAAUGACUCUGAGCUGGUGAGCUGCCUGCGCACGAAACACCCACAAGAGCUGGUGGACGAGGAGUGGUCGGUGCUGCCCUACAAGAGCAUCUUCCGCUUCUCCUUCGUGCCCGUCAUCGAUGGGGACUUCUUCCCGGACACCCCCGAGGCCAUGCUCAGCACGGGCAACUUCAAGGAGACGCAGGUGCUGCUGGGCGUGGUGAAGGACGAGGGCACCUACUUCCUCAUCUACGGGGCGCCCGGCUUCAGCAAGGACAACGAGAGCCUCAUCAGCCGAGAGGACUUCCUGGACGGCGUGCGCAUCGGGGUGCCGCACGCCAACGACAUCGCCGCCGAGGCCGUGGUGCUGCAGUACACGGACUGGGAGGACGAGGACAACCGCGAGAAGAACCGGGAGGCCAUGGACGACAUUGUGGGCGACCACAACGUCAUCUGCCCUGCCAUGCACUUUGCCCGGCGCUACGCUGAGCACGGCAACAAGGUCUACGCCUACUUCUUCGACCACCGCGCCUCCAACCUCAUGUGGCCGCUCUGGAUGGGCGUCCCGCACGGCUACGAGAUCGAGUUCGUCUUCGGGCUGCCGCUCAACGACAGCCUCAACUACACCCCCGAGGAGAAGGAGCUCAGCCGCAGGAUGAUGCGCUACUGGGUCAACUUUGCCCGCACAGGGAACCCCACGGAGCCCUCGGACAAGGAGGAGUCCUGGCCCGUCUACAACCUGUCCGAUCAGCAGUACGUCAAGCUCAACACGCAGCCGCUCAGCACCGACCGCAGCCUCCGGGCCCAGAUCUGCGCCUUCUGGAACCACUUCCUCCCCAAGCUCCUCAACGUGACCGAGUCUUCCAGGCAUUGUGCUGAGUCCAGCUGGGGGCCCGGGGGGCCCUCCGCCCCACUGGUGGUCCUCUUCCUCCUCCUCCUCCUCUUCCCCCCAUGGCACCUCCUGUCCUGAGUGCCCCACGGAUCACACUGAGAGAAGAGCAGGUGGAAGCCGCUGCUGCCUGCCGCAGACUGGCGGAGGGCUGGGCCGUGGAGAAGGGGGGAGGGGGCUCAGCCCAGCUGCUGCCGCUGUUGCCGCUGCUGCUAUGGACUGGGAGGUCAAGAGGGGCCUAUGUCCAGGGGUGUCGUGGGAGCAGAAGGGCAGAGGGGUGGGCAGGAGGCAGGGACUCACUGGGCACGCAGCCCCACAGGAGCCCGCAGGCAGCAAAGGCAGGCUGCCCUUUGGCAUUGCGGCGGAUUGACUUUGGGAGACAAAGACCCGUGAGCCAUCCGGCAUGGAUUUUGAGGCGUGCUGCAAACCGGAAUGAGCCGUCUAGGCAACUGAGCCCCGCAGUUCUUCCGUGACAAUCCUGCUUGUCCCGGAACCAGCAUCUGGACCCCUGAGAGCCCAGCAGUGCUUCCCCUUUGGGCUUGGGGUAGAACAGUUGGAUUUCGGGAGCGGGACACACAAACGGAAAUUCCGAUUUCGGCAACUGAGUGGAGGGUUUCCACCCAGUUGCAGCAGGAUGGAGUGGAGAGUGUCUCUGGUUUUAAGGGCAAAGCAGGCAGACUGGGAGACAAUGAGCCCCUUUUCACAUUUUCCCAGUCCACCCCCCCCUCUCAGCACCAGUGUCUGCCUUUGAGAAAAGCUUGUGGCGGGAGAGAGGCAGGGAAGUGAGCCACUGUGUGAGGGGGCUCAGCACCCCCUGCUCAGGCUCCCCAAACCAGACCUCCCACCCACCUUGCGGCAAAUGUCUGGUUCAGGCACAGUGUCGGGAUGAGUCAGGGUCUCUGUGUGUGUCUGUAUAGCUCGUUUUCAAUGGUUUUAUGGUUCUGCUCCUGUCUGGUGUUUCGUUGUUCUCGUUUCAUGUUCACAUGCUUGAAACUUUGUGGGUUUUGUGUUCCUGAGGUCCCUGUUUGGGGGAAUGGCAAUAAGAAUCAGUCAUUUCAAGCACACACAGUCUUUGGCGCUUUGCAAUUUGGGGGGAGGCGAGGCACGAAGCAAGUGGGAGAUCCACUCUUUCCAUCUGCUCUCCAACUGCAUGACCAGAGGGGGAAAACAGAGGUGGGGG